Messenger RNA from Aspergillus lentulus, 1410 nucleotides. RefSeq lists its product as uncharacterized. NCBI's taxonomy places the organism in Eukaryota, Fungi, Ascomycota, Eurotiomycetes, Eurotiales, Aspergillaceae. The record is from RefSeq and is a predicted model, not a curated record.
AUGCUGCUUAGUGCAACCUUUCUCCUCCUUGGUCUGGCGUUCGCGAAACCAGUUAUACCAAGAGAUGAUACAAGCCCGACGCCUACUCCCACAGCUCCUACUGACGCAUGCGCCACCUCGUCUGUGAGCAGCCAGUGGCUAAGCACAUGUAACACCACGGUGUUUUGGCCAACCUCAACAGACUACUUCUACGGCCCGACCACAGGCGCUGGGGCAUCUGCUGUCAUCUGCAAUGCCCAAUGGGUCGAAUACAAUGGCCGAGCAGAUGGGCUUGCCUCACUUGGAGCAACUUCCACUUCGACCUCAUAUUGGAUUUCCCCCACCAGCACCGGGGCGUGCAACACAGAUGUCCGGCGUGAGGGCCCGGGAGACCCACACACUGGCCCCGUCACCACACUCUGCGAUGGAAUCACCCGUGCUAUUGGCCCUCUGGAGUUUAUCACGGACUACUGGCCCGGCACAGGCCCUUGCAGUACAUCGAUGUUGACCGAGUCUGACACCACUCUGCUGUACCGGUCGCCCUCCCCUGUCCCCACCUGUAAGCUGAAUACGCAGGAUUGCAUUCCCAUCUGGCAGACCUACAGCAGUCUUCGCUCCGUCUACCAUGAGUCAGUAACAACGGAAAUUCCAGGAGACACAAACAGCCCCAUUCGCCCAACACAAUGCCCCACGACAAAAAGGAACUACACAGAGCAGGACCCCUGCACCAACUGCCAUUAUCUGCCAGAUACAGCAACCCUCUUCUACUGGCCGGUGACCACUACCGGCGGUGAUCUCUGUAAUCAGAAUGGAACCACCGUGCCUGCCACCCCAACUGGAAACGGCCCCAACACUGCAGUUGUGAACGGCCAUACCUUCAUAUCCCCAAGUAUCUAUGUAUCCUUCACCAGCAUAUACGCCCGGAGCAACAACCGCGCACACCCAGGUGGCUCCUGCGGCGGCGAUUACGAGGACGUGAUUAUUUCCGUCAACCCAGAAGCCGUGACAUCCUACCGUAACCACAUCAAUGCGAAAUAUCCAAGAAUCGGCACAGCCUACCCGUUCAACUUUGCCGAGUUCCAGCCGCAUGUCGUUGGGAACUAUUCCCUGCCGCUGAUUCCAUGGGACCAGUACCACGGUGGAUCCCAGUGUAUCAAGGGCGGAGACGUCUGCAGCAUGAUCCGCAACGAUUACCUCCCCUGGAUGGAGAUCCCGGACGUGAUGACCCAGAUUGAUCACCGGUGGACGGAGUGCCAUCGCUCGUGGUACAUUCCGCCGGUCAGCUUGGUUCCGCUGAUCGGUGGGCUUGCGUCACAACCUACCGGAGUGGCUGAGGCGAGUAUUGCUCGAGAUGCAUCUGAACCUGCAGUACCUCAGUCGGGGCUGGCUGCUCCCACCCCGGAGGCUACUAGCAAUGGUCAUGGCCGGUGA